This is a messenger RNA of Didymodactylos carnosus, 989 nucleotides long. The record is from the annotation of a GenBank genome assembly. NCBI's taxonomy places the organism in Eukaryota, Metazoa, Rotifera, Eurotatoria, Philodinida, Philodinidae.
AUGCCUGGUCCACCACCUGUAGUUAUUCUUGGAACAUUACCUAUCAUUGAAAUAUGUGUUCCACUUUUACGUCAAUUUGGUUUCCAGGUUAUUCAUUUAUGGUCACCAAAACGUUUUACAUCUCUUACAAAAAAAUUAGUUCAAGAUCAAUUGAAACUUGAUUCUUAUUCGUGUUCAACAUAUUCUCUUGAACAAAUUCUCAGUACAUCAUCACAACCUCUUCUUGUAUGGGUAUGUGUUGAACCCGAUCAGCAUUUAUCAUUAAUAUCAAAAAUAAUUGAACAAAAACAUCAUUUCGUUUUUCUAUCACCAUUUACUCUGGAUACACGAGAACUAUCACAAAUAAUACAAAAAUCAACGUUAAAUAAAACAACUCUCAAUUGUUUCUGUUAUUUGUUUGCCUUCUUGCCAACAUAUAUCAAAUUAAAACGAAUGUUACAAGAUGAUAAAGAGAAUAUUGGUGACAUAUUAUUAGUUGAUUUACGUGUAAAAUGUUCAUCAUUAUCUUCAACGUCAGACCCUUAUCCUUAUUGGAUAAAUGAUACAAUGUCAGGAGGUAUUCUGUCUCGUUUUGGCUCUCUAUCAUUAGCUCUUUUAUGUUACCUGCUUGGCUCGUCUUACACAAUAUUAAGUAUUAGAAAUGCACAAAUAAAAACUUAUCAGAAUAAUAGUCGAAUAGAUGAUUAUUGUUCAUUUCAAUUAAAUUAUUCAUCAAAUCUUACAGUAAAUGUUACGAUCAACUCAAAUGCACACUGUUCAUAUACACAAGAAUUAGUUAUGUACUGUUCAAAAGCAUGUCUCAUCGUUCAAGAUUAUAAGUUAUCGAUUAAAAGAUGGUAAGAGUGACAAAAUUGACUAAGAUUUAACCGUAUUAGAAGAGUGUGAUAAGUUAUCACACUCUUAUUACUGAUAAGAGCUCAAGUAAAUAAACAGUAUGAGCUUGAUCAUGUGCAAAGUAAAGUAAGGGGAAAAAGCAACAAACAGAUUGG